Messenger RNA from Hippocampus zosterae (dwarf seahorse), 2206 nucleotides. RefSeq names its product adenylate kinase 5 (gene ak5). The record is from RefSeq and is a predicted model, not a curated record. NCBI's taxonomy places the organism in Eukaryota, Metazoa, Chordata, Actinopteri, Syngnathiformes, Syngnathidae. The transcript is spliced from 14 exons. Bases 162 to 1871 code for a protein of 569 amino acids. Gene Ontology annotation, biological process: nucleoside triphosphate biosynthetic process. Gene Ontology annotation, cellular component: cytoplasm; cytosol. Gene Ontology annotation, molecular function: AMP kinase activity; ATP binding.
AGGAGGAGGAAGAGGAGGAGGAGGCUGCCGUGUCUGUGGCUGCGCCUGCAGGAAUCCGUUCGGAGAGCGCACGCGACACGGCCACGAUGCUCUGAGCUUGCGGUGGUGUGACUUGUGACCGAGACUAUUGGAAGGCAAACAAGUUGUAAUUCUCAGAGGAGAUGAGCACCAACGAUGCCAAGGAGUAUCUGGCUCGGCGGGAGAUACCUCAACUAUUUGAGAGCCUGCUGACAGGUCUCAUGUACCACCGGCCCGAUGACCCCGUGGACUACCUGGAGGGCUGCCUGAAAAAAGUGCGCGAGCUGGGCGGGCCAGACAAGGUGCGAUGGGACACAUUCGUGGGCCAGGAGAAAAAGUCGCUGCCGCCCAUCAACGGUGGCCAGUCACGACGCUCGCUCUUCAGAAACGUGAUGCCCGACAGUCCCAAUUUCCCCUACAGACGCUACGAGCGCCUCCCUCCCAUCAGCCAGUUCUCCAUCGAGAGCGACUCGGACCUGUCGGAGACGGCCGAGCUCAUCGAGGAGUAUGAAGUGUUCGAUCCAUCCAGGCCACGGCCCAAAGUCAUCCUCGUCAUCGGGGGUCCCGGCAGUGGUAAGGGAACACAGUGCCUGAAGAUCGCCGAACGUUAUGGCUUCCAGUACGUGUCGGUGGGUGAGCUGCUGCGGAAGAAGAUGAUCCAUAACGCCACUAGCAACAGGAAGUGGAGCCUGAUCGCUAAGAUCAUCACCAACGGCGAGCUGGCACCGCAGGAAACCACCAUCACCGAGAUCAAGCAGAAGAUCAUGAAAAUCCCGGACGCCAAUGGCAUCGUCAUCGAUGGCUUCCCGAGAGACAUCGGACAGGCCUUGUCCUUUGACGACCAGAUCUGCACUCCCGACGUGGUGGUGUUUCUGGCGUGCACCACCCACCGUUUGAAGGAGCGCCUGCAGCGGCGGGCCGAGCAGCAGGGUCGCCCCGACGACAACCCCAAAGCCAUUGAGCGGCGUCUGACCAACUUUAAGCAAAACACCAUCCCCUUGGUCAAGUACUUCCAGGAGCGGGGCCUCAUCGUCACGCUGGAUGCAGGUCGUGAUGAAGAGGAGGUGUUCUGUGACAUCAGCGCAACUCUGGACAACAAGUUGUUCCCUUCGCAAGAGUCCGCUGCAGCUCCAAGUGAGCCCGAUCUCAGUCUGUGGCCUGAAUGCAACAUCCUAGGCGACUUUGCUGAAAAGAACGAGGAGGACGAAGAGGAAGAAGAGCUCGCGUACAACGAAGGAAGUGAAGAAAGUUCUUGCACAUUGCCAAAAAAGCCAAAGGUCAUCUUUUUGAUGGGUGCCGCGGGCUCGGGCAAGCGCGCACAGUGCGAGCGCAUGGAGGACAAGCUGGGCCUGCGUUCCUUGACCUUGGCCGACGUGCUGUGCGGCGAGAUGCAGACUCUCGGCGACAGGGGGCGCCACCUGCGGGAUGUCCUGCAGAGAGGAGAGCCCCUGCCAGAGGACGUUACCAUGGAUGUGCUUUGCGAGGCGGUGGCGGCGGCAACUCGACGGCAGGCCAGGGGCGUGGUUGUCUGCGGCUUCCCCGUAGACCUGAGACAGGCUCAGCUGUACGAGGCCAAGAUGGGUGAGCCUACUGCGGUGCUCCUGCUCAGCUGCUCGACUCAAACCCUCUCCAGUCGUCUGCAGAGCCGCCGGAGUUCCGCUUCGGCCAUGGUAUCAGCUCCGGACAAAGAUGGCGCCCCAUGCUGGAGGGCCGACAGUUUCUGGGCAGACGUCGAGCCAGUGGUGGAACACUACGACGGAAAGAAGCUACUGCACACGAUUGAUGCCGAGAGGUCACCUGACCAAGUGUUCGCUCAAAUCUGCCAGGUGAUGGAGUCCUCUACCGCUAUCUGACUUGUUAACGCAGACACACACACACACACACACGUAAACGCACACUAGCUGUUCACCCGGUUGUCACGUGAAUUUUUGAUUCUCCCAAUUAACCGUGAAUUGGUUUGAGUGGGUGGAGUUUUGGCUGUACGAUUCAAGGGCGCCACAGCAGCAGAACACAGACUGAUCCCGUCAUGCACAUCACAUCUUCAUAUUUUAUAUGGUUAACAAGAAGCAUGCAUUCACUGUCAAACUUGAGGAUCAUCCAAGGACAAAACAAAUAAUAUUUGUACAUUUGCAAGCUUAGUUACUAUGCGAAUAUGCUAUUAACGUUUCAAUAAAGUUGUGCAUUUUGA